Messenger RNA from Ziziphus jujuba (common jujube), 2531 nucleotides. RefSeq lists its product as uncharacterized. The record is from RefSeq and is a predicted model, not a curated record. Bases 221 to 1834 code for a protein of 537 amino acids. NCBI's taxonomy places the organism in Eukaryota, Viridiplantae, Streptophyta, Magnoliopsida, Rosales, Rhamnaceae. The transcript has 5 exons.
UCUGAUUAGCUUUUGAGAUUAAUCUCCUUCUUUUGUUUAAGAAUAUUUGAAUAUUUUUAUUUUACUCUUAAUAAGAAAAAAGAGAGGGUCUUUUAUGAUAUAAAUAUAUGAUCUUUUUGUAUACUAGCUAAAAAAAUAUGAAAUUAAAAUAUUUCAUUUUCAUGCGGUCUUCGCUCGUUCCAAUCUUUACCAAAACAGAGUUUCACACUUGUUGGCAACUAUGAAUUUUCUGGUUUCGAUUGCUAGAAAAAUAGCAAAGUACACAGUUGCUCCGGUUGGCCGUCAGUUGGGUUACAUCUUCCACUGUGGACGCAACGUAGACAACCUGAAAACUGAAGUAAAAGAUCCAAAACUCACGAAAAAAAAGAGGGAGGAUUUGGUGGUUGAAGCUAAAAGAAAAGGUGAUGAAAUUCGUGAUCAUGGUGAAGUGGAUGAUAAAAUCUUUGGAGGUAAUAAGCAGGACGGAUUGGAGACAAUAUUACCCUCUGGCUCUGACCAGUUUCCUCAAUUAAAGGAAAUGGAGCUGGUAGAUUUGCCCAAUCUUGUGAGUUUCUAUUCACGUCCACGUACCCCAAGAUUUCCUUCACUAGAAAUGAUAGAAGUGAAAGGCUGUUUGAAGAUGGAAGUUAUUUUCGCUUCAAAGCCCUUGAGCUUGGAAAGGACACAUGAAUCAGCACAUGAUGACAUUCCAAUUCAACAACCAUUAUUUUUUGUGGAUAAGGAUGCAUUCCCUAGCUUGAAGAGUGUAAGGAUUGAAGGCAUGGACUGGUUGAAGAGGAUAUGGCAAUACGAACUCCGUAAUAAUGCUCUUUCCUUUUGCAAAUUGGAAGCAGUGGAAGUUGAAAAAUGUAAGAAACUAAUGGGGGUAUUUCCAUUCGGUAUGCAUAGAAGCAGCCUUGGGAAUCUAACAAGGUUGGAAAUAAGGGAAUGUGAAAGGGUGGAAGAGAUAUUUGAAAUACAAAGAUAUUCAAAUUCUGAAGAAGAACAUCACAUAAUAAUAUCAAAUCUCAAGGAUAUAUGGCGUAAUGCUUCUCAAGGAACAUUCGCCUUCCCAAACCGUAUAAAGAAAGUUGAAGCUUCAAAAUGUCCAAAGCUGAAAGCAAUCUUUCCACCUUCUGUGGCCAUCGGUCUUUCUCAACUUGAAGAACUACAUAUUUCAGAGUGUGGAAUAGAAGAAAUUGUUGGUAAGCAGCAAGUAUUGGAGACAGUACCCCCUGGUCAUCACUUUGAAUUCCUUGAAUUACAGAAAAUGUAUCUCAAAAGUUUGCCCAAUCUAGUGAGUUUCAAUGAACGACCACAUACCUCAAGGUUUCCUUUGUUAAGAAUUUUAGAAGUGAAAAAUUGUUUGAAGGUUAAAGUUUUUGCUUCGGAAUUCUUGAGCUUCUUGAGCUUCCAAAGCAAGCAUGGGUCAACUCUUGAUGCUACUCCAAUUCAACAACCGUUAUUUUUGUUGGAUAAUGUUGCAUUCCCUAAAUUGGAAGAGCUAAAAAUUGUAUCUUGUGAGAUGGUGGUAAAGAUCUUUGAACAAGUUGUUGGUAAGAAGGAAGGACAGGGGACAGUACCCCCUGAUGAUGAGUCUGGAUUCCCACGAUUAAAGGAAAUAGAGCUCAAAAGAUUGCCCAAUCUGGUGAGUUUCUCUAAACACGGUGUCCCAAAACCGAAAAAAAUAAUUAUUGAUGACAUUGAUUAUGGAGAAUCCAAAAGGGAACCGAAAUCAGAAUCAAUACCAGAAUCAGAAACAAUAUCAUCUUCUAGUAGGACGGUUGAUAUUGAUAGCAUCAUAGCAAAACACCAGAUGAGCCACCACCCCAGUACUGCAUUACAAGAGCUCUGAACUGAAGAAGAUCUCGCUCCCUCAAACGUGUCUGCUGAAUAGCCAUUUGCUUCAGUACUCUCUGUCUCCUCAAAAAUGUACAUGUUGUCAUCUCUGCAAGUUUGGUGCCUCUCACGGAUGAUCAGAUUGUUGUGGUUCUCUGACCACUUUAGAGAAGAAAUAUGAGAAGAAAAAUAAAAAUAAUUCUAUUACUCUCUUGGAAAUAAAAUACAAAAAUAAAAAACUUCUCUCUUGGAUUCUCACGUGGAAUCUCUCUCUACACUCUCCAAUUCUCUCUGGAAUUGCUCACUCUUCUCUCAAGCUCUCUCUGGAACUUAUUGAGUUUGCUCUCUUGGCUUGAUUUUCAUGCAACGGGAAGGAGCCUAUUUAUAGGCUUACAAGGUUGGUUGCAUGGCCACAAUCUUCAACAGCUUAGCCCACAAUUGUUGAACAAUCCAUUCAGUGCAGCAAUGGUGUAAAAAAUGGUGGCUGUCAAAAAUGGUGGCUGUGGUUGGUGCGGCUGUGGUUGGUGCGGCUGGACUUCACACAGAUUAUACCGUGAAAACUAUGUCUUGAAUAAUUUCGUUCGGUAGCCCUGAAUUUUAGCUAAUUUCAAUAUUAGGUUGGCAAAAUAGUAAGCUUGCACUCUCUUUUAUUCUGUUUGGCUUGUACAUAAUUCUAUGUAUUCUAUUAUAAAAUGGAGAUAUGAUAAACAAAC